Messenger RNA from Phascolarctos cinereus (koala), 2513 nucleotides. Lineage: Eukaryota; Metazoa; Chordata; Mammalia; Diprotodontia; Phascolarctidae. The record is from RefSeq and is a predicted model, not a curated record.
CUCCUCCCUGCCCCGGGCUGUCGCGCGCACAGUCCAGGGCGUCUCAAGCUCCUGCACGCGCUCGCUUUACCAGUCCUGGGGAAAAGGGAGCGAGCGAGCGAGUGAAGGAAAGAACGAACGGAGAGAGCUGCUGGAGCUGUUCCUGCAAAGCCAGCCGAAGAGGGUGGCUGGGAGGGAGGGGCACUAGGACAGGAGGUCGCGGCAUCAGGAGCAGCGCUGUUCUGAAUUUUCUAUGUGAUGAAGGUUCAUUGCAUUUCUCCUCCGUUUGCUGCUAGCUGACACUCAACUGCACCCAGUGCGCACCAGAGAGGAGACGCCGCGGUGCUGUGACCUUGGCCGAGGAGUGGCAAGUUGAUAAUUUCAUUAUUUAAGAGCCUUUCUGAUUUGGGGUGACAUGGCACAGGGAAAUAAUUAUGGACAGAGCAGCAAUGGGGUGGCUGAUGAAUCGCCCAACAUGCUUGUGUACAGAAAGAUGGAAGAUGUCAUAGCACGCAUGCAAGACGAAAAAAAUGGAAUUCCUAUUCGGACUGUCAAAAGCUUUCUUUCCAAGAUACCCAGUGUCUUCUCUGGGUCAGACAUUGUGCAAUGGUUAACAAAGAACUUAACUAUAGAAGACCCGGUGGAGGCUCUCCAUUUGGGGACAUUAAUGGCUGCCCAUGGCUAUUUCUUUCCAAUCUCAGAUCACGUUCUCACAUUAAAGGAUGAUGGCACAUUUUACCGAUUUCAAACACCCUAUUUUUGGCCAUCUAAUUGUUGGGAGCCGGAAAAUACAGACUAUGCUGUUUACCUCUGCAAGAGAACAAUGCAAAACAAAGCUCGGCUGGAGCUAGCAGACUAUGAAGCUGAGAGCUUGGCUAGACUACAACGAGCGUUUGCCCGGAAGUGGGAGUUUAUUUUUAUGCAAGCAGAAGCCCAAGCAAAAGUUGACAAGAAAAGAGACAAGAUAGAAAGAAAGAUUCUUGACAGCCAGGAACGAGCGUUCUGGGAUGUACAUAGACCAGUGCCUGGUUGUGUAAACACAACCGAAGUGGAUAUUAAAAAAUCAUCCAGAAUGAGGAACCCUCACAAAACUCGAAAGUCGGUCUAUGGACUACAAAAUGAUAUUCGAAGCCACAGCCCAACUCACACACCCAUACCAGAAACUAAGCCUCCAACAGAAGAUGAAUUGCACCAACAGAUAAAAUACUGGCAAAUACAGUUAGACAGACAUCGGUUAAAAAUGUCUAAAGUCGCUGAUAGUCUACUAAGCUACACAGAACAGUACGUUGAAUAUGACCCCUUUCUUGUGCCACCUGACCCUUCUAAUCCAUGGAUGUCAGAUGAUACCACUUUCUGGGAACUUGAAGCAAGCAAAGAACCUGGCCAGCAGAGAGUUAAACGAUGGGGUUUUGGCAUGGAUGAAGCAUUGAAAGAUCCAGUUGGGAGAGAACAGUUCCUCAAAUUUCUAGAGUCAGAAUUCAGUUCAGAAAAUUUGAGGUUCUGGCUGGCAGUGGAAGACUUGAAGAAACGAACUAUUCGGGAAGUCCCCACCAGAGUCCAGGAAAUAUGGCAGGAAUUUCUGGCUCCAGGUGCUCCCAGUGCCAUUAAUUUGGAUUCCAAAAGCUAUGACAAAACCACACAAAAUGUGAAGGAGCCAGGACGGUACACAUUUGAAGAUGCUCAGGAGCACAUUUACAAAUUGAUGAAAAGUGAUUCCUACCCACGUUUCAUUCGAUCCAGUGCCUACCAGGAGCUGCUACAGGCAAAGAAAAAGUUGGGCAACUCAAUGGAUCGCAGAACAUCUUUUGAGAAACUUGCGCAUAUGUGGGCAGAAACAUCCCUAUUUUCCCAUGCCAUAAAAACUGUACACCAACACUGAGGGCCAGCACUAACCUGUUAUGAAAAGAGGGGAAAUCGCUCACAUCAAAGAGGUUAACCAGUCUAGUUCAGUCCUAUUAAAAAGGAUCUACUUGUAGCAUGGACCCAGCCUCGAAUCAUUAUACACACUUUGUAGCUCACUAAUUCCCUGGAUCAGAGGACAUUAGACCAAGAUGUUGCAUGAGCAAAGGACUGGAUUUGUUCUCUUUUGUGUACACUAAAGCAUUACAGACUCCGAGGGACUCUAUCCCUUCUCACUGCUUCCAUUUCAAAUCUUGUCUGUUCACUUCCUCCUUCAUAUCAAGCUGGAUCUGUCUAUUACUUUUCUGCAAGUUCAAGUACAGUGAAAACUUUUUUUUGAAAGCCUCUACUAGACACACAGUUUAUUUUAAAAAAUACAGUAAAUCCCAAACUGGAAGAAUUGUAAAAAAUAUAUAUUAAUAAAUACGCAAAUGGCAUCACAUUUAUUGAACAAUAAAUUAGCACAGAAAGUUUCAUUUCACUUAUGUAUUUCCAGUCAAAAAAAAAACAAACUGUGUCUUUGUCUGUUGUCUGUACAUUCUCUGUUAAUGUUUCCUGCAUUUAUUUUUAUACCAUAUUUAAAAAAGAAACACCUUUUACUCCAAAUGUAUUAAAGUUGGUCCCUUCUCUGUAAA